UUCAUUAGAACAAUUCAAGGAUUUAUCAUCUCAAUCACAAGUUAAUUUAUAUAUUUGUAAUCAAUUUGAUAUAAAACAAGUUAAAUUGGAACAAGCAAAAGAUCCUGUUAUUCAGGAAAAGGUUAAAGAAAUUCAACAAAAUCCUACACGUGGUUCAUUUGUUUUGCACGAAGGAUUAUUGUAUAAAUUGAUGCCGACGAAUUUACGAAGUAUUACAAAAAUUAAAUUAAUUUAUAUACCUGCAUCUAUGAUUAAUUCGCUUCUCAAGGCUUAUCAUUCAGAUCCAUUAGCUGGACAUUUUGGAAUACGACGUACAUAUUACAAAUUAAAGAAUAAAUAUUGGUGGCCGGAUAUGAAAUCAUCUAUUACUCGAUUUAUCAAGUCUUGUUUACCAUGCCAACAGUACAACGUUAGUCGAUUAAAAAAACCUGGUUUACUUUGUCCAAUUGAAACACCAAGUGGACCUUUUCAGCUGAUUGGUAUUGAUUACUGUGGACCAUUUAAACGUACACCAAGAGAAAAUCAAUAUGUGUUAUGCAUCACUGAUUAUUUUACUCGAUGGAUCACUGCCAUUGCUUUACCUGACUGUACUGCUCAGACAACGGCUCAAACAAUUUUUAAUGAAUAUAUCUGUCGAUAUGGUGUGCCAGUAUCAAUUUUAACUGAUCAAGGCACACAUUUCAACAAUCAAUUAAUGGAAUCAAUGGCUCAAUUAAUUGGAUAUAAUCAUAUAUUAUCUACUGUUUACCAUCCACAAAGUAAUGGAAUGGUUGAACGUUUUAAUGCAACUUUUGUGCCCCAAUUGGCUAAACUUCAUGAUCGUGAGAACAACAAUUGGGAUGAAUAUUUACAAUCAGUGGUAUUUGCAUACAAUACAGGUAUCCAUGCAGCUACUCAACAUUCUCCAUUUCAAUUACAAUUUGGUCGUGAUGCACGUAUGCCUACAGAUACAACAUCAAAUUAUGUUUUUUACAAGCCAUCAGAUUAUUACAAUCAAUUAAAGAAAAGUCUUAAAAUUAUCCAACAAAAUGCUCAAAAACAAUCAAUUUAUUCUCAUAUGAUCAAUAAAAAAUAUUAUGAUAAAAAUCGAAGCAAUCCACAAUAUGAAAUUAAUGAUAAAGUUUUGAUUAGAAUUCAUGGUUCAAGAUCAAAAUUAGAUCCACGCUACUCAUUGACUCCAAAAAUUAUUAUUCAAAAGCAACAUCCAACUUAUUACGUUCGAGAUCAAUUAAAUGAUCAAAUUACUCGUGUACAUGUGAAUGAUAUACGUCCGAUAUUAUUAUCAUAA
Messenger RNA from Rotaria sordida, 1288 nucleotides. NCBI's taxonomy places the organism in Eukaryota, Metazoa, Rotifera, Eurotatoria, Philodinida, Philodinidae. The record is from the annotation of a GenBank genome assembly.